This is a messenger RNA of Achroia grisella, 3427 nucleotides long. RefSeq names its product proline dehydrogenase 1, mitochondrial-like. The record is from RefSeq and is a predicted model, not a curated record. NCBI's taxonomy places the organism in Eukaryota, Metazoa, Arthropoda, Insecta, Lepidoptera, Pyralidae. Bases 143 to 1363 code for a protein of 406 amino acids. The transcript has 9 exons. Gene Ontology annotation, cellular component: mitochondrion. Gene Ontology annotation, molecular function: FAD binding; proline dehydrogenase activity.
CUCGAUAUCAGAGAGCGGGGACAAGCAGGAGGAGGGACAGCUGAGACAGUACCACGUGGAGCAGCGGUUUGCCGACCGCCGGUACAAAGUGACCAGCGCCAGAACAUACUUUUACUUGAACGAGGCGUCCUGCGAGAAGAACAUGGAGGCGUUCUUGAAGAGUAUCGACGCUGUCGCUGGUGUUACCAAAAGCACAGGCCUAAUGGCCGUUAAACUGACCGCUCUCGGCAGACCUCAGUUGUUGCUCCAAUUAUCAGAGGUAAUUAUGCGGGCUCGGAACUACAUGCAGCAGAUCGGUGGUGGCACCGGCAACGUGCUCACCCAUCACAAGACCAUCGAGGACUUCCAGAGGUACUUCGGGAAUCACAGCACCAAGCCCGAGGUGCAGGAGUUCAUGAAGAAGAUCACCUCGGAUAAGGAAGGAAUCGUGCACCUGUUCCCCUGGUCGAACAUUCUCGACAAGGAUAUGGGUUUGUCCGACUCGUUCCGAGUGCCGGACCCCAAGACUGGGCAAAUGAGGCGUCUCAUCUCCCAAAUAUCCCCCAAGGAGGAGGAGAUGUUCAGAAACAUGCUCCGACGUUUGAACCACAUCAUCCAAGCGGCCAACGAAGUAGAUGUGAGGAUCAUGAUUGAUGCUGAGCAGACUUACUUCCAACCUGCCAUAUCCAGGAUCUGUUUGGAAAUGAUGAGGAGGUAUAACAAAGAUAAGUUCCUAGUAUUCAACACUUACCAGACCUACCUGAAGAAUACGUACAACGAGAUCGUCACCGAUUUAGAGCAGGCCCAGCGGCAGAACUUCUACUGGGGAGCGAAGCUGGUGCGCGGCGCGUAUAUAGAACAGGAACGCGCUAGGGCAGCUGCGAUGGGCUACGAAGACCCAUCCUGCGAGAAUAUUGAAGCCACUACAACAUCCUUCCACAAAUGUCUAAAGGAGAUUCUGAGCAGGAUGUCAAGGAAAUCUACUAGUCAAUUAAGUGACGAAGAGAAACGCAAGGCAGAGCAGAAAGGUCGGUUAGGCAUCAUGGUGGCCUCCCACAACGAGGAUACGGUCAGAUAUGCCAUUCAAUUGAUGAAGGAGCACAAUAUAAAGCCUGAUGAUAAGGUGGUCUGCUUCGGACAGCUGCUCGGCAUGUGCGAUCACAUCACCUUCCCAUUAGGUCAAGCAGGCUACUCGGCUUACAAGUACGUGCCAUAUGGGCCCGUGUUGGAAGUCUUGCCGUACUUAUCGCGGCGUGCCAACGAGAACCGCGGCUUCCUUGUCAAAAUCAAGAAAGAGAAGGGACUCAUCCUCAAGGAAAUAUUCCGUCGUAUCUUCACCGGUCAGGUCUUCUACAAACCUGAAGGCAAAUACACGCCCGUGUAAAUCUUAGCCUUCAAUCAUUGCGUUAUAGUCUAAUUUGCGUUGUACGGUUCACACGCUUGUAGCGUGACAAAUUGAGUCCAGUGAAUAUUGCGAUUUCAAAAUUGAACUUGUAACUAAUUGUUUAGGAUUCGUUUUCGAGUGCAGUGUCCCUGGACGACGACCUAAUCCCAUAGUAUGAAUGGACAGUGUGAGAUAUGGCUAAAUUUAAGUGUAUAAAUUGAUUUAGUGCUUGAUUCAGUAUUUUAUUUAUUAACGAAUUUAAUUUAUCAACGCUUACAUCAGUAGGGUUACGUAGUACGCUGUUAUAAACAAUUAUUAUGUGUUGAAUAGUCAUUGAGUUUUUACGUCCUUGUAACUAUAAUUAUAGUAAUUCCGAUAAUUGUAUUGCAGGGUUGUAUUCAAAAUGUAGGUACCGCCAUAUUUAUUUUAAUGUUUAAUUAUUUAUUUGUUUAGAAAUAUGUUUGUAAUGACCGCAAAUCAAAACAACCUUUCAAUAUCUGUCAACACACAUAUGUGACAUUUGUCAAUAUGACAAACUUCAUUUCAACAGUUUAGCUCCGCUCCAUACUUGUUGAACAGACUUUUGAAAGUCGUCUGACAAUCUCAUGUCGAUUAGGUUAUUAUUUAUUAUUUUCAAUAUCUGAGCAGAGGUUAUGGAAAGCAGACACUUUCAAGCGAGUUUAUUGCUGACUUUGAAAGUGUUUAAGUGGAAAUCAAAUAAGAAUAUAUUUUUUAGACACGAGCGAUAUAAGCUAUGUUACUGGAAUGUAAAUGAUCUAACGUAUCUGCGAAAUAAAUAUUCGAUAAUGCUAAAAAAAGAUAAAUAGCAUCUUCUUUUUAUCAUCUAUUCGACAUGAUUUCAAUUUGAAUUUGUCAAAAGUUAACCUGCUGCUAAUAGCAUACUCGAAUCGUGAGCAAGUGUCCACUGGUCUUUAGGGACUCUCUGACAGAUCUAAGAAGAUAUAAUAUGUAAAACAGAUAAAAAAGAUAAGUUUGUCAUUAUGACAAAUGUCGCCCUUCGUGCGUGUAUGCACUCAUUCUCAUUUUGCUUUUAGGUAAAAAUAUAUAAUUACACGGAAAUUUGGUUUUAGUAAUACCAUCCUAGGAUGACUGGCGGAAUUUUCAACUUCUGUUCAGACAAUAAUAUGUCGGAUUCUGUAGUAUUGUUAUUAGAAUAUGAUAUUAGGAGGUUUAAAUUUUCAGUAGUGUAUUGGGAUCGGUAUUUUAUUGUGUGAAUAGAUUAAUGAUUGUGAAUUAAUGAAUUCAAACACGCGCCGGUCGCACUGACUCGUUUCUUAUUUAAUUUUCAUUACGCAAAAUAUUGAACGUUGCGAUUUGAGAAAUAAAUGAUUACUUAUAAAUGUUGUGAAUGGUUAAUUUAUGAUUAUUGUAGCUAUGUAGCUAAAAUAUCAUUAAUGAAACUGUCAAUUUAACUUAUAAUGAUUUACGCAUUGCAUGUUAUUUAGGUUUUGACAAUAAAUUAAUCAAUUACUACAUUUUAAUAGUGAACAAUAUAAUUAUUUAAAAUUUCGAUCAAACGAAUGUCAAUGAAUCAAAGAGCUAAUAAAUUCCAAUGAAUUAUCAUUAUUUAAGAGAGACGAUAAAAAUAAUUUCAUUAGCGCUACAAUGCUAAUAAAACAUUCAUUGUUAUCAUCUCGGUUAUCAAUCAGUUUGCUGACAUUCGUAAAAUAUUAUUGGAAUGUUGAAAAACAGAAUCAUUCGUACAAACAAAUAUUUUCACAGUUUGCUGAUAUGAUACUUCUACGUCUUUUUUAAAUAUAUUCAAAAUUUGUCAAAUAUUUUGUUAAUUAAAUUCAUAAAAUGAAUUUUAUAACAUACUUCCAUGAAGUGGAAAUGGUUGAAUAUUUAUAAACUACUUAUAGAAGCAAAGAAGAAAGAGAAUAAGAAUUACUUUACCACACUGAAAUAGUGUCUUGGUAAAUGAUUUCUCUUUAUUUUACUUAAAACUUUUAUAUGAUGCUGAAAAAAUAAAAUAAUUAGGAUGAAUCUCACUCAAGCGUAAUCAACCGCUUUGUAAUCUCUUGUAUUUUGUACGAAGACGCU